AUGAUUUUAAGACCCCAAGACUAUCUUCUUCAACAGAACUCGGUGGUACAGGAUCUUCUGAUUUUGGCUUGCAGUCAUGAUGUUUCCAUUUGUACCCUUGUCCUUGGGGAUCGAUUGGAUCCAAGAGAAAAACUCGUUAUAUGUUGUCAAAAAGCAAUGAUUUUUGCUGAAACACAGGUUAGAUGUAUAAUUACAGCUGAUGAGGUGUUUCUUAUGACAGGCAAUUUAAAAUCAAGUUCCAAAAUCAUCCAUGUCAACCUCACUCAAGAGAACCCAAAACCCUUAGAUGUUGGGAAAACCCUAGACAUGACUUACUCAGUCAAAUGGAUAGAAACCAACAUCACAUUUGCACGCCGGUUUGAUGUUUACCUGGAUUACCACUUUUUUGAGCAUCAAAUUCAUUGGUUUUCCAUAUUCAAUUCAUUCAUGACGGUUAUCUUCUUGACUGGAUUGGUUUCCAUGAUUCUGAUACGAACUCUUAGAAAUGACUAUGCAAAGUAUGCUCGGGAAGAUGAUGAUCUGGAGAGUCUGGAAAGAUAUGUAAGUGACGAAUCUGGUUGGAAGCUUGUGCAUGGAGAUGUUUUCAGGCCACCUCGCAAUUUGGUUUUGUUGUCAGCAGUUGUUGGAACUGGUGCUCAGUUGGACCUAUUGAUUCUUCGUGUUAUCUUGUUUGCAAUUGAUGCAACAUUAUAUAUUGGAAAGAAAGACCUGCUUGCCUUAACCCUGAUAAAGUGUGGUGAUGAUGAUGAAAAUUGUCAUGUUCUGGAAGACCAUGAAAAGAAACUGAGAACACGUGAGGUGAUAAACGAACGUGCGAAUAAAAAGCUUGACACUGAGAAGAAAAUGAAAGAAAAAGAGAAACUUCACCAGAAGAUUAUUGAGCUUCAAAAGAAGCUUGAUGAUAAGCAACAAUUGGAGCUAGAGAUCAAACAAAUGGAAGGAACCAUGGAAGUAAUGAAGCACAUGACUCAUGAAGAUGUUGAAGCAAAGAAGAAUUUUGAGUCGAUAAAAGAAGAUAUGAAAGAAAAAGAAGAGGAACUUGAGGAUUUGGAAGAGCUUAAUCAAUCAUUGGUAAUUAAAGAAAGACUAAUCAAUGAUGAGUUACAGGAUGCUCGCAAAGAGUUGAUUCUAUUUGAAGGAAAUAUGUGGUUAUGGUAG
Lactuca saligna is the source of this 1158-nucleotide messenger RNA. NCBI's taxonomy places the organism in Eukaryota, Viridiplantae, Streptophyta, Magnoliopsida, Asterales, Asteraceae. The record is from the annotation of a GenBank genome assembly.